Moesziomyces antarcticus is the source of this 885-nucleotide messenger RNA. RefSeq names its product ribosomal protein L6. Gene Ontology annotation, molecular function: structural constituent of ribosome; rRNA binding. The transcript has a single exon. Bases 1 to 885 code for a protein of 294 amino acids. Gene Ontology annotation, biological process: translation. Gene Ontology annotation, cellular component: ribosome; mitochondrial large ribosomal subunit. NCBI's taxonomy places the organism in Eukaryota, Fungi, Basidiomycota, Ustilaginomycetes, Ustilaginales, Ustilaginaceae. The record is from RefSeq and is a predicted model, not a curated record.
AUGGUGGCACCUACUGCUUCCGGCUCGAGCCUGGCGCGGCAAGUGGGCGGGAUGCUGCUCUCCUCGUCGCGCGUCGCCACCACCUCUGCACUUCCACGAUCCGCCUUUGCGCUCAGUGUUCGACACUCGCACGUCGGGAGUGCGCCAUUGGACUUGCCUACCUCGACGAGCAUUGAGAUUCUGCCGUUUCCGCCGCAUCCGAACCCGUCGCGACCGCUUCUGCCCUCGCUGCGCCACGCUCGAUCCGCGCUGGUGAAAGGUCCCAAGGGCGAGGUGGUGGUACCUCUGCACGAGUGCGUGACGCUGUCGAACGCGUCGAAACCCGUGGCUGUCGGCUCGACGCUCGAAUCGGCCCGCAUCACGCUGUCGAUCAAGGACGACAGCAGCAAAAAGCAGCGUGGCACCUGGGGUCUCACGCGCUCUCUCCUGCACAACGCCCUCGUGGGCGUGAGUGAAGGUCACACCGUAUCGCUCAAGCUUGUUGGUGUGGGAUACCGUGCUUCGAUCGAACAGGACCCUCUUCCGCGAACCUCGAAGCUCGACAUUGCCCUUGCGAGUUCCAAAUCUUUCUUCCUCUCGGAAGCCGCCAAGCAGGCCGAAAUCGAACGCGCAGAGAGAGUCAAGCAGGAGGCAGAGAAGCAGGGGCCUAAUCAGAGACUCCAUAUCAGGCUGGGUUACAGUCACCCCGUCUUGAUCCCCGUGCCCUACGGCGUGCAGGUGCAGAUCCCCCAGCCCAACCGAAUCGUCAUCAAGGGCGCCGACCGCGAACAGCUGGGUUUGUUCGCAAGCCAGAUUAGGAGCUGGAGGAAACCGGAACCGUACAAGGGCAAGGGCAUCUUUGUCGACGACGAAUCCAUCCGUCUCAAGACCGCCAAGAAGAAGUAG